Messenger RNA from Cokeromyces recurvatus, 689 nucleotides. RefSeq lists its product as uncharacterized. Gene Ontology annotation, molecular function: RNA binding. Gene Ontology annotation, cellular component: precatalytic spliceosome; P-body; Lsm1-7-Pat1 complex. Lineage: Eukaryota; Fungi; Mucoromycota; Mucoromycetes; Mucorales; Mucoraceae. The transcript is spliced from 5 exons. The record is from RefSeq and is a predicted model, not a curated record. Bases 100 to 405 code for a protein of 101 amino acids. Gene Ontology annotation, biological process: mRNA splicing, via spliceosome; P-body assembly.
AAAAAAAAAAAAAAAAACGUCACCUCUAUCUUUCAUUUUUUUUUUCCUCUUUUCUUUUCCUUUUUAUUUUUUUUUAUUUUUUAUAUAUUCAUAUUUAUAAUGGCUGAAGUGAGUACAGCACCUGCUGGCAUUGGAUCUGUUGAAGAGCCACUCGAUCUUGUUCGACUUUCUUUAGAUGAACGUAUUUAUGUUAAAUUAAGAGGCGAUCGUGAAUUACGCGGUAACUUACAUGCUUAUGAUGGUCAUUUAAAUAUGGUGUUGGGUGAUGUUGAAGAAACAAUUACAAUUGUUGAUGUGAAUGAAGAUACUUUAGAAGAAGUCAUUAGAACUGUGAAGAGAAAUUUUGAAAUGUUAUUUGUUAGAGGAGAUGGUGUUAUCUUGGUUUCACCUCCUUCAAGAGCAUAAUAGUAAAGUCAAUUUUUCAGGAAAAAUAAAAUAAAAUAAAAUCUGUAAUUAUUGUAUGCGUACUGAUUGUAUAGGAUAAAUGAAGAAUUAUGUAGGAAUACUGAAUAGUAUAUUUUGUACUGUUUAGUACUUGUUUAUUAAAUUUACUUUGUUCUUUUGUCGUAAUCUUCCUUGGCCAGCAUUAUGAGUAUUCAUGACUAGAAUAGAUUGACUUUUUUUUUUCUUUUUUCUUUUUUACAGUUAUAAAUUUCCUUAUGCUUAUACAUUUUCAUAUUUGAAACUAU